GCUUCCCGCGGCAACAAUUAAAAUCACUGCUGGAGAAAAGUACAAACGUUAUCAGUUGUGAGUCGUAUGCGAAUUAAUAUAUUUAUGUUAGAGGUUAAUAUUGCGUGUCGCGUGUUUUCUCUCGUUGCUUCACCGCACGUUGCCUGAGGAGUAUAAUCUACGUUAUCAACAGGCGGAGGGCGUCGCAGGAGAGGCAGUCUGUGUGUUGUGGAGCCCCUGACAACACUACCACCAUGGCUGCCUUCUAUACCCUUACUGGGAGAGUGUGGUGGGCCCUGGCGGCGGUGACGCUGGUGGCGGUGACGGAGGUCGUGACGGGGGCGGUGACGGAGGCGGUUACGGAGGCCUCCAGGGGCCGAGGGAGUGUUAUUGUGGCGUUUGAGACCCCAGACCAAGAGCAGUUCCAGUACGGACGUCCAGGAGAAGCGGUGUUCGGAGCAUUCAGCUGGAGGAGUCCUGAAGGUCACCUGUUCAUCUACCGGUAUGUGGCUGACGCGGCCGGGUACCGGGUGAGGAGUGAAACCAUCCCGGUGGAUUCACAGGGCGUGGCGGCCAAUGGGGAGCAGGUGUUCCCGCGGACGCCCGAUGGAGAGUUUAUAUUCACCUGAGGGAGCUGUGCGAGCCUUCCUCCGUCGUCCUGCGCGUCCCAGCGUCACGCAGGGGUGUCCUAGCGUCACGUAGGGUGUUCCUGUGUCACGUAGGGUGUCCCAGCGUCACACAGGGUGUUCCUGUGUCACGUAGGAUGUCCCAGCGUCACACAGGGUGUUCCUGUGUCACGUAGGAUGCCCCAGCGUCACACAGGGUGUUCCUGUGUCACGUAAGAUGUCCCAGCGUCACACAGGGUGUUCCUGUGUCACGUAGGAUGUCCCAGCGUCACACAGGGUGUUCCUGUGUCACGUAGGAUGUCCCAGCGUCACACAGGGUGUUCCUGUGUCACGUAGGAUGUCCCAGCGUCACGCAGGGUGUUCCUGUGUCACGUAGGAUGUCCCAGCGUCACACAGGGUGUUCCUGUGUCACGUAGGAUGUCCCAGCGUCACGUAGGGUGUUCCUGUGUCACGUAGGAUGUCCCAGCGUCACGCAGGGGUGUCCCAGCGUCACGCAGGGGUGUCCCAGCGUCACGCAGGGGUGUCCUAGCGUCACGCAGGAUGUCCCAGCGUCACGCAGGGGUGUCCCAGCGUCACAUAGGAUAUCCCAGCGUCACACUGGACGAAGAUGGACGUAGGUAGCCCACUCAUACGAACACUUGGGAGCAGAGGUGCGGAGAUCUCAGCUAUGACCCUAGAGUUUCGACCAUCUUGUGCUCCUCCUUCGUCCGGAUCCUCCGCUGGUGGCCUCGUCCACACCCCACCAUUACUGGGCAUCACACGCCCACAUAUACAGUAAAACAGGACAAAUCACGACGUUUCGAUUUAACACUGGGGCCAGGACGGAGCGAAACGUCGUCAUUUUCCUCUUCCCUUCCUAUAUAUAGAUAAGUGAGUUAGUGACGAAAGUAUAUCUUAUUAUCUGCAUUAUAUUUUUCUUUUUUAAGCUGCUAAAGUGUGAAUGUCGUCUGUAAUUAGGUUGCUUCACGACCGUGUCUCUCUGGUACAGACAAUGCCUCACUGUUAGCCAGGUUGGUAAUGUUCCCUUUCACACAACUACGGUUCAUACAUUCUCACAUGUGUUGUGAUAUCCAGUUGUAGAUGUUUUGUGUUCUACAAGAUGUUGUGAGUGUGUCUGUAGAUGCUUAAGUGACAUAUUUUUACACAAUGCAUUCACAAAAAAACAUUCACAAAAAAUUUGUGACGAAAUGUUUGGAGCAGGAUUGCGGGAGGGAACCGGCGUGUGCUUGUCCUCCUCAACACCCGUCUUAACCCACGAGCCACGAUGUGCUAAUCGUUACACAACUCGGAGUCUAACCGAUUCCACUAGGUGUCUGAAACACCGAACUCGUACCCAAUCCAAGUUUUACAUAUAAGCCACAUACACUGUGGUGUCGGCAGCCCCCCCCCCCCCCCACACACACACACACACACACACACACACACACACACACACACACACACACACUCUGGGGUAGAUACAGGAGUGCGCAGCCAAGCGCUCUCGCUAGAUAAGUACACUGAGAUCACUAUAUGGAGGGAUAUAGGUGAAGGGCGUGUCUGGGGGUGACCAGAACGCUGGUUCGACCCCCCUCACCUUCCUCCUGAGACCCCCCCCCCCUCAUUAUUUGUUGCUUUUUCUCGUGUGAAGUGUAUUGUCUGCUCUGUAGUUGUUUAUUGAUAAUUAUAAUAAAUAUGGUCAGUA
Molecule: messenger RNA, 2289 nt
Organism: Procambarus clarkii (red swamp crayfish)
Lineage: Eukaryota; Metazoa; Arthropoda; Malacostraca; Decapoda; Cambaridae
Source: RefSeq, a predicted model, not a curated record